Molecule: messenger RNA, 2448 nt
Organism: Caenorhabditis angaria
Lineage: Eukaryota; Metazoa; Nematoda; Chromadorea; Rhabditida; Rhabditidae
Source: the annotation of a GenBank genome assembly
AUGUAUACACAUAAUGUGGCAGAUGGUUUCGAUAUGGUCAGUUUUUUUUAAAUAAAACGUUGCUCGGAGAUUAUCUGUAAUAUAUUUUGAAACGAUUCAGAAAAAUAAGAAAACGUAUACCUGUAAAUAUUGGGAUCCUUGAAAAUUUUGCAAGUCAAGAGAGCUGAAACAUUCAAAUUUAUAUUUCAUGACCUGAAACUGGAACAAUGCUUUUUUCAGGGCUCCGCGGAGAGUUCAAUAUCUUCGCUCAAUGAAAUUCCGAUGGAAAUGGACUUGACUGCUUCUGGACCACCUUUAUCAGACGAUGAAACGGAAAUGGAAACCAGAGAGCGAAAAUAUAUUACAGUAGGUUCAUUGUUUUCUGAAAUAUUUCAAAAACUCUUUAUAUUUUCAGUAUGCUAAACGUAUUUUGCCGCAUGUCGGAUUAGUUUUACUUCUGUUUGUAUAUCUGUUUGUUGGAGCUACUAUUUUUCAUGCAAUAGAAGGGCCAAAUGAGCUUUUGGUAUGUUUGAAAAUCAAACAAUUUUAGGGAAACAGUAUUGUCAUGUUAUAGGCAAGAGAAGCGGAAUUGACAAAGAUUUUUGGAUUACGAGAUGAAUUUCAAGAUCAUAUUUGGAAUAUAACUCAAGAUGUUGAUAAUCGUAUAUCUAGAGAAGCUUUCAAUUCAAUCAAUCAAGAAUAUUAUGAACAACUGGUUAAAAGUAUUUGGAUAUCAUAUCGAAAUCAGUAUAUUAAUGAACACCAUUUGCUAAACAAUACAGCAAAAGCAGGGUUGUUAUGGACAUAUCCGAACUCAAUGUUCUUUGCGGCCACUGUUAUUACUACAAUUGGUUUGAUUAAUGAAACACUUGCUAAUAAUAAUACAUAUUAUUUUAUCAGGUUACGGUAAUUUGGUGCCGACAACAACAUCUGGUAGAGUUGCAUGUAUUAUUUUUGCACUUUUCGGUAUUCCACUUUUACUUGUGACGAUUGCUGAUAUCGGAAAAUUUCUCUCCGAAUUUCUUAGUUUUCUUUAUCGAUCUUAUAGAGCAUUCAAGAGAAAAGUGAGUUUGAAAUGAUGUUAUUGUUAUGAUAUAUGUAGACUACGAUUUUAUUUAUUUAAAUAUACAAAAUAAUAAAUAAAGUUCAGUUAAUAGCAAGACGACGAAGUAGUGUUGCCCACGCGGUAAAUUAUUUGAAUGCCAUUUUUUGAAUACUAACUGCUUUUUUAAAAUUUGCGAUUUUUCUCAUUCACGCAAAGCAGCACACACCACACACUAAUUUUUGACAAGGGAAAUUUUAAUUUUUUUUGAAUUAUGAAGUCUCAAGAAAUCGAAAUCAAUCAACAAUUUUAUAUGAAACCGAAAAAUUAAAAUUUCCUUUGUUAACCAAUCUUAUUACUAAUAUCGAACAAAUAUUCAGCUUCGAAGACAAUCAAGAAAAAUUGCGACUCAAUAUAGAUCACAUUCUCAAUCAAGGUCUAGCAGUGUUAUGGGGUCCUCAAAGGUGAAACACAUUAGUGAUUGUGAAAACUUUGUUUUAAAUUCUGCUUUUUGAUUUAGGCUGGCUCUUUGAAUUUACAUGAUAUGGAUACAGAAUCUGAAGAUUCAAUAGAAGACGAACUUCGAAUUCCAGUUUUCAUGGUUUUGUUUGUCUUAUUAGCUUAUACUGCAAUUGGUGGAUUUUUAUUUCAAGUAAGACAAAGAAACAAUGAAUUUUAUGUAUGUAUUUCACAAACAAACAUUUUUUCUAGUCUUGGGAAGGAUUGCCGUAUUUUGAAGCAUUUUAUUUUUGUUUUAUUACAAUGGCAACUGUUGGAUUUGGUGAUAUUGUUCCUACUGAACAAGUCUAUAUGUUUUUCACCAUGGCUUAUAUUAUAUUUGGUUUAUCUUUAGCGACAAUGUGUAUUGAUUUGGCUGGUACAGAAUAUAUUCGGAAAAUUCACUAUCUUGGAAGUAAAAUGGAAGAUGCCAAAGGAGCAGUGAUGACGUAAGGGAUUUUGCAAAAAUGGACCGUGAACAUCUUGAAAACCCCCAAUUUUUUAAAAAUUUCAGAGGAUUACAAGUCGGAGAGCAUAUUUUGAAACACACAGGAAUUGAAGUUAUCAAAACUGCCGGUGGAAAACUUGUACAAGUUCGAGGAGCAGUUCUAAACUCGAAGCAAGCAAGAGAACUUGGAGUUGAAUAUAUUCUUGCUGAUCUACAAUAUCAUCACAAAAAUAUCCUUUAUGAGCCAUUGAGUCCGAAUGUAGCAAAACUGGUCAAAGAGCAGAAUAUCAAAAUUCUUCCUGAUGAUAUUACCGAAAAAGAUGGAUAUAUUGUGCAAAAUAAAAGUUAUGAUCGACCUUCGGAAGGAGAUAGAGGAUUUGUUAGGAUUAAUGGAAAUAUUAUUCGAAGGAUAAUGGUGCCAUCAAAAGGAAAUCAAUCGAUAAUAGUGCCAUGUCUUGUAUUAAAAGAAACCGAUAUCUAG